AUGGAAGUUUCUCCCGCUGAAACGGAAGAAUCACAGUUUUCCUGUGAGCAUGUUUUCAUCGGAGCUCAUCACAGUGGCGAAACGUUAUUACUUGCAACGGAAAAUUCAAUUACUUUUUGGUGUGACAAUUUUGAGGGCAGUGAGAAGAAAAGCAUGACGUUAAAGUCGGAGGACAUCACAAAAGUUGUUUUUUGCCAUUCGAAAAAGGCAAAAAUGUUAUUUCUCUAUCCUUUGCCAUCCGUUAUAGCAAACAUCAAACAGAGCUUGGGCUUGAGCGAUGAGCAAAUGAGAGUGCCAACCAUCACAUCGAGCCUCAAAAGGAUUGGAAUUGUGCUGCAAGUGUCGGCGCACACGGAGAAAUUGUGUGAAAUUCUCGAAAAAUUCGCUGAAACAAAGUUCGAUGAGAUCUCGUGUAUCGAAGCUAAAGAUUUACUUGAGAAUUAUCAAAAAUACUUACCUGCUGACUAUCUGGAAGAAGUAGUUUCGCCAACGAAGCCGAAACAAGUGACAAAUAACGAAAAUUCGAAUGUCCGAAGAAUAUUGACAUAUCCUCCGACAAGCAGCAGUGGUCGACACAUCUCACUUUUCCUCAACGAUUUCAUGGAUUUAGCGCCAAAGACGUAUUUAAACGAUGCCAUAAUCGAUUUGUACCUGCAAUACGUGUUAAUGGAACUCGUUUCGCCCGAAAUGCGUGAAAGAAUUCACAUUUUCGACAGUUUUUUCUGGAAAAAGUUGAGUACAAAAUGCUCCGAUGAGGAAACUGGCAAGAUGUCAGCUGAAGAAACGUCCCUUCAAAAGUACCAACGAGUCGCCAAGUGGGACGAGAAAGUCAAACUCUUCGAAAAGGACUUUAUUUUCGUGCCAAUUAACAUCAACGAGCAUUGGUUGCUGGCUGUUAUUUGUUUCCCAUACCUCAUGGAACAAAAAUUGAACUUUGAGACAGGCGAAGAAAUCGACCCGAAAUUCCUCAAAAGUGUUCCCGUGAAGCAAGCAUGUCUUUUGAUCUUCGAUUCGCUCGGUAUUGAUCGUCCGAAUGUGUCGAAAGCGCUGCGGGAAUAUUUGCGACAUCGAUUUUUGGCCGAAAAACAAGACGAUUCGCCAAAUUGUGAGUUUUCAUCGACUGUGAUGCCAGGUUGUUAUGUGAAAGUACCGCGUCAGAAAAAUUAUUUCGAUUGCGGCGUGUUUUUGUUGGAGUACGUGGAACAUUUUUGUUUGCAUCCAAUUAGCGAUUAUCGAACUCCAAUCAAGGGCCUUGAAAAAUGGUUCACCCAAGAACACAUUCGGGGCAAACGAAAGUACCUGAGAGAUCUGAUAGUUACUUUGGUAGAAAAAUAUGAACCGGAAAAUCUUCCGCUGCCGGAUAUUUACUUCGGCGACGACGAAGAAGUAACGAAUGGUGAAUUGAUGGAAGUCGAUGAAAUUGAAAAAUCUGUGAAAGAAGCAAAUAAUGAAACUCAAGUUCCUUAA
Molecule: messenger RNA, 1467 nt
Organism: Culicoides brevitarsis
Lineage: Eukaryota; Metazoa; Arthropoda; Insecta; Diptera; Ceratopogonidae
Product: sentrin-specific protease 6-like
Exons: 1
Coding region: 1-1467 (488 amino acids)
Biological process (GO): protein desumoylation; proteolysis
Cellular component (GO): cytoplasm; nucleus
Molecular function (GO): SUMO-specific endopeptidase activity
Source: RefSeq, a predicted model, not a curated record